AUGGAUCGGAUCAGUUUGGGUCGGCCCGUUUCUUAAGUCACUUGCUUAUAAUGAGGUUACUCGGUUUAUGUUUAGUAAUUUUAGUGGGCAGUUUAACAGGAGGAUUCUCCGACGAGGUGGAAAUAGAACUAGAUGAACACCCCGAUGAAUGGUACCAUCCUGACCUUCUGGAAGAUCACAACCAAUUGGAAUCUCGAAGUACCUACGAUGAGCGAACUAUCGACUACUGGGUUAAGUUGGGCCAGGAAACGGUGGAUCGGAACGCCAAUCGUAAACCGAACGAAAAUGUGGCGAAGAAUGUGAUUAUGUUCCUCGGUGAUGGAAUGUCCAUUUCUACGGUGGCGAUGGCACGGGUCUAUGCCGGGGGUGAGGAUGUUCCGUUGGCUUUUGAUAGGUUUCCGGAUAUCGGGAUGUCGAAAACUUACUGUAUAAACGCCCAGGUGGCGGAUUCUGCUUGUUCGGCAACAGCUUAUCUAACUGGGGUCAAAGGUAAUGAUGGAACCAUUGGGGUUAAUGGUCAGGUACCGUUGUUUGAUUGUGACGCUGCCAUGGACGAAAGUACUCAUACUCAUUCGAUGGCCAAAUGGGCAAUGGAUGCUGGGAAGGAUGCCGGAUUGGUUACGACGACCCGGGUUACACACGCUUCGCCGGCCGGAGUUUAUGCCCACAUUGCUAUGCGUGAUUGGGAGGAUGAUUACUACAUGGUGGUCGAUGGAUGUGAUCCGGAGAAAUUGGAAGACAUUGCCGAGCAGUUGGUUCAUGGGGAUACUGGCAAGAGGUUGAAGGUUAUUUUAGGCGGUGGAAGACGAAACUUCCUGGACCGAGAUAUCCUAGAUGUAGAGUACGGAUCUCGAGGUUACAGAGGGGACGGUAAGGACUUGAUCACCGAAUGGUUGGAACUUCAGGAAGAAGGCGAAACACGUAGCUAUGUUUGGAACCGAACUGAUCUUCUCUCAGUUGAUCCUAAGCAGACUGAUAGGUUACUUGGGUUGUUUGAACCAAGCCAUUGCGCCUACAACUUGGAUAGGAUAAGUCGGCAAAUGGAGGAAGAACCGACCUUGACCGAGAUGGUCGAUAAGGCUACCGAUAUUUUGAGUAAGAAUGAAAAGGGCUUCUUCCUAUUUGUUGAAGGUGGCCGAAUCGAUCACGGUCAUCACGAUAAUCAUGCCAAAUAUGCCGUUGAUGAAACGGAGCAGUUAUCCAAGGCCAUCGAGUUUGCUAGGAAGAAGUUUAGCGAUGAAGAUACGCUGAUUGUGGUCACCUCGGAUCACUCUCACAGUGUUAGCUUUGCAGGUUAUCCGAACCGAGGAAACGACAUUUUCGGAACCGCGGGAUCCGGAGGCGAUGGGGUACCCUACAUGACCAUUAGCUACGGGAAUGGGCCAGGUUUCUCGAACCAUAUUGAUGUGGAGAAGGGUGGUCGUCGAGAUGUUCGAAAUAUGGAUACCAGCCCCAAUAACUUCCGGUUUCCAACGACUCUUCCGCUUUCGUCGGAGACUCACGGUGGGGAGGAUGUGGCAGUGUAUGCUUCCGGUCCGUGGUCUCAUUUGUUUACGGGGACUUAUGAACAGAACACCAUUCCACAUAUGAUGGCGUUUGCUGCGUGCAUUGGAAAUGGCGCCAAGGCAUGUGAUUUGUAGGUUGAGCUUAUAUAUUUUUAACUUUAAUUUUA
This is a messenger RNA of Uranotaenia lowii, 1672 nucleotides long. RefSeq names its product alkaline phosphatase-like. The record is from RefSeq and is a predicted model, not a curated record. The coding region runs from base 51 to 1640 and encodes 529 amino acids. Gene Ontology annotation, molecular function: alkaline phosphatase activity. Gene Ontology annotation, biological process: dephosphorylation. The transcript is spliced from 3 exons. NCBI's taxonomy places the organism in Eukaryota, Metazoa, Arthropoda, Insecta, Diptera, Culicidae.